AUGGCCCGCUGGAUCGACCUCGACCGCCUGUUGCGCCGCGACGGCGCCAUUCGCCUCCCCGUCUCGUCCGCCGACGUCAACCACGAGCCCGAGUCGGUCAAGUCGCCACUCGCCAACGACGACCACGACCAGCUGCCCUUUGUGCCCGACGCCGACGAGGCGGCAAAGCAGGGUUACACGAGCGCCAAUCUCCUCUUCGAAUCGCUCUGCGCGUCGGUCUGGAACGCCGCCUGCCUCGUCUACAUCGAGUCGCGCCACUCGCCGUCACCGCCGACGGCGGCCCACCUCGCCGCGCUCGUCGUCCUGCUCGCCAUUCCGCUCGGCGUCGGUGUCGUGGCGGGAGCGGCGUGCGCCUUUGGGCCGGGCGAGGAGGAAACGCGGCUGCGCGAGCAGAGGGGAAGGCUUAAGCGCGCGCUGUGCUGGACCGGCCUCAUCGGCUGCAUUGCGGCGCUGUGGCCCAUCGGCGCGAGGGUCGUUCGCGACCAGCCCGAGUCGAUCCAGCUCGGCCUCGCUCUCGUUCUCGCCAUCGUCGAGGGCGUCCUCAUCCACGCCGGCUCUACCUGUCCCGCCGCCGAGCAGCAAGGCGCGAUCGCCCUCCCUCGCACGUCGCUCGACGGCGACGACGAGGCCGUGCGCGAGAAGGGCCCGUGCGGCCUGCGUCGCGUGCGCGACGUGCUCGCGCCCGCUCGACGCGGUGCGACGAUGCAGAACACGAGGGAGCGCACGAGGGAGGCGGUCGUCGAGGUCGUCGUGCUCGAGAAGGCGUAG
Rhodotorula graminis WP1 is the source of this 768-nucleotide messenger RNA. RefSeq lists its product as uncharacterized. The transcript is spliced from 6 exons. The coding region runs from base 1 to 768 and encodes 255 amino acids. The record is from RefSeq and is a predicted model, not a curated record. Lineage: Eukaryota; Fungi; Basidiomycota; Microbotryomycetes; Sporidiobolales; Sporidiobolaceae.